AUGUACCUGUCCCCCUCUCUUCUGAUCAUCAUGUACCUGUCCCCCUCUCUUCUGGUCAUCCUGUACCUGUCCCCUUCUCUUCUGGUCAUCCUGUACCUGUCCCCCUCUCUUCUGAUCAUCAUGUACCUGUCCCCCUCUCUUCUGAUCAUCAUCAACCAGACAGUACCUGGCCAGUACACCAAGCGCUGCUGUAAAGGUUUCUGCAUCGACAUCCUGAAGAAGAUCGCCAAGCAGGUCAAGUUCACCUAUGACCUCUACCUGGUCACCAACGGAAAGCACGGCAAGAAGAUCAACGGCACCUGGAAUGGAAUGAUCGGGGAGGUGGAGCAGAAGAAGGCCCACAUGGCCGUGGGGUCGCUCACCAUCAACGCGGAGAGGUCUGAGGUCAUUGACUUCUCCGUGCCCUUCAUCGAGACGGGGAUCAGUGUCCUGGUCUCCCGUAGCAACGGCACUGUCUCCCCCUCCGCCUUCCUUGAGCCGUUCAGUGCGGACGUGUGGGUGAUGAUGUUUGUGAUGUUGCUGCUCGUGUCAGCGAUUGCUGUGUUUGUGUUUGAGUACUUCAGCCCGGUCGGCUACAACCGCUGCCUGGCAGACGGACGAGAGCCCGGUGGCCCCUCCUUCACCAUCGGCAAGGCCAUCUGGCUGCUGUGGGGCCUGGUUUUCAACAACUCUGUUCCCGUCCAGAACCCUAAAGGCACCACCAGUAAGAUCAUGGUGUCGGUGUGGGCCUUCUUCGCUGUCAUCUUCCUGGCCUCCUACACUGCCAACCUGGCUGCCUUCAUGAUCCAGGAGGAGUAUGUGGAUCAGGUGUCGGGCCUCAGCGACAAUAAGUUCCAAAAACCCAACGCCUUCUCCCCGCCAUUCCGUUUCGGAACGGUGCCCAACGGAAGCACGGAACGGAACAUCCGCAACAAUUACCCGGAGAUGCACCAGUAUAUGACCAGCUUCCAUCAGAAGAACGUGAACGAGGCCCUGGCAAGCCUCAAGGGAGGUAAAUUGGAUGCCUUCAUCUACGAUGCUGCUGUGUUGAACUACAUGGCCGGGAGGGACGAGGGCUGUAAACUGGUGACCAUCGGCAGCGGGAAGGUGUUCGCCACCACCGGUUAUGGCAUCGCCAUCCAGAAGGACUCUGGCUGGAAGAGAGCAGUGGACCUGGCCAUCCUCAUGCUGUUCGGCGAUGGAGAGAUGGAGGAGCUGGAGGCUCUGUGGCUGACGGGGAUCUGCCACAACGAGAAGAACGAGGUGAUGAGCAGCCAGCUGGACGUGGACAACAUGGCAGGUGUCUUCUACAUGCUGGGGGCGGCCAUGGCUCUGUCGCUCAUCACCUUCAUUGCCGAGCAUGCCUUCUACUGGCAACUGCGCUUCUGCUUCAUGGGCUACUGCACCGGCAAGCCAGGCUUUACCUUCUCCAUCAGCAGG
Messenger RNA from Oncorhynchus nerka (sockeye salmon), 1419 nucleotides. Its product is annotated as glutamate receptor ionotropic, NMDA 2B-like. The transcript is spliced from 8 exons. The annotation marks the transcript as partial. Lineage: Eukaryota; Metazoa; Chordata; Actinopteri; Salmoniformes; Salmonidae. The record is from RefSeq and is a predicted model, not a curated record. Gene Ontology annotation, biological process: long-term synaptic potentiation; excitatory postsynaptic potential; monoatomic ion transport. Gene Ontology annotation, cellular component: NMDA selective glutamate receptor complex; plasma membrane. Gene Ontology annotation, molecular function: NMDA glutamate receptor activity.